GCAGGGGGUGGGGCCCUAAAAAGCAGAAAAGAAAAAAAAAAAAAAAAGAAUAGCAUCUGGGCUGUAACAACUGCAUGUGCAUCUGUCACCCUAGGGCCCUGCAAAGGCCACUCCAUGUUUCUUAAGCACUCUCAGGCUGCAAGGAACAGGGUUACACUUGUUUAACAAACUGUUUCCUCAGGGUAGCCUCCUUUCCUUCCUGCUCUUCUUUAGAGGAGAGGGCUUGAGAAAUCAGGACAGCUCUGAGAAGACUCUGGGGGUGGGGAUGCAAAGAUUGGCCCGAGACUUCUGCCUGAGCCAUUUCACCUCUCUAGUCUCCUCCAGGCUCCCUGCCCCCUCUGUCUCCAGGGUCACCUGCCACAGUUUCCUGCCUCUGGCCCCCACUGCUCUUGGCCCUCUGCCAAACACCCCUCUGGUCCCCACUCCGGGCCCUUUGGUUCGUGGUUGGAAGCCCCUCUUCCAGCUGCCUCUCCCCUCUGCUCCUCUCCAGUCUGGGGCGAAUACAGCAUGUGUUUCUGCCUUACAUUCUCAUCUCCCCGCUUCUUCAUGCCAGCUAAUGAUUAUUCAGGAAACUUCUCUCAACCUGCUGGCCUUGACCCAAAUCUUUAGGGCAAGGGUCAUGAGAGUGAUGUCAUGGGUCAUGUGACUGCUGCCUAUACCUCUCUCCCUCUGCUGCCCUGGUCCUAACAUUCUAGAAAGCUAAUUGUGUCCCCUGCCUCCAGCUCUCUUGGACAGAAGCCUGAGCUGAAAGACCUUAUCCUGAUGGCUGACUCCAAACCACUCCUCUCCCUUGAUGGGGACCCCGCGGCUGCAGAAGCUUUGCUCCAGGAUGUGUUUGGCAUCGUGGUGGAUGAGGUCAUUAGGAAAGGGACCAGCGCCUCCGAGAAGGUCUGCGAGUGGAAGGAGCCAGAGGAGCUGAAACAGCUGCUGGACUUGGAGCUGCGCAGCGAGGGGGAGUCACAGGAGCAGAUCCUAGAGCGGUGCCGGGCUGUGAUCCGCUACAGCGUGAAGACCUGUCACCCUCGUUUCUUCAACCAGCUCUUCUCAGGGUUGGAUCCCCAUGCCCUAGCUGGGCGCAUUGUCACCGAGAGCCUCAACACCAGCCAGUACACGUAUGAAAUCGCCCCCGUGUUUGUACUCAUGGAAGAAGAGGUGCUGAAGAAACUCCGGGCCCUGGUGGGCUGGAGCUCUGGGGAUGGGGUCUUUUGCCCUGGUGGCUCCAUCUCCAACAUGUAUGCUAUGAACCUGGCCCGCUAUCAGCGCUACCCGGAUUGCAAACAGAGGGGCCUCCGGGCACUGCCACCCCUGGCCCUCUUCACAUCCAAGGAGUGUCAUUACUCCAUCAAGAAGGGAGCUGCCUUUCUGGGACUUGGCACCGACAGUGUCCGAAUAGUCCAGGCAGAUGAGAGAGGGAAAAUGAUCCCUGAGGAUCUGGAGCAGCAGAUCAGACUGGCUGAGGCUGAGGGUGCUGUGCCAUUUCUGGUCAGUGCCACCUCUGGCACUACCGUGCUGGGGGCCUUUGACCCCCUGGAGGCCAUUGCUGAUGUGUGCCAGCGUCACGGGCUGUGGCUGCACGUGGAUGCCGCCUGGGGGGGGAGUGUUCUGCUGUCACAGACCCAUCGACAUCUUCUGGAUGGGAUCCAGAGGGCUGACUCCGUGGCCUGGAAUCCCCACAAGCUCCUCUCCGUAGGCCUGCAGUGUUCGGCUCUCCUUCUCCGAGACACGUCGAACCUGCUCAAGCGCUGCCACGGGUCCCAGGCCAGCUACCUCUUCCAGCAGGACAAGUUCUACGACGUGACCCUGGACACGGGGGACAAGGUGGUGCAGUGUGGCCGCCGCGUGGACUGUCUGAAGCUGUGGCUCAUGUGGAAGGCACAGGGCGGGCAGGGGCUGGAGCGGCGAGUGGACCAGGCCUUUGCCCUUGCCCGGUACCUGGCGGAGGAAUUGAAGAAGCGGGAGGGGUUUGAGUUGGUCAUGGAGCCUGAAUUUGUCAAUGUGUGUUUCUGGUUCGUGCCCCCCAGUCUGCGGGGAAAGAAGGGGAGUCCGGAUUACAAUGAAAGGCUGGCUAAGCUCGCGCCCCUCCUCCCCCAGGUGGCGCCCAUCCUCAAGGAGAGCAUGGUGAAGAAGGGCUCCAUGAUGAUCGGCUACCAGCCCCACGGCACCCGGGGCAACUUCUUCCGCAUGGUCGUGGCCAACCCUGCACUGACCCGGGUUGAUAUGGACUUCCUGCUGAACGAGCUGGAACAGCUGGGCCAGGACCUCUGAGCCGCUCCUUCUGGCUGCUGGCCUGGACCCCCCCACGCACCCCACCGUCUCCGUCUCCCUAAAUCCCCUCCCUGUGUUCUCAAGAACAACCUCUCAACAGCCUCUUUAGGAAACAAUUCUAGGAAACAAAGUCGUCUUAAUUUUUUUUUUUUUUUCCCUUUUAGGGCUGCACCUGCGGCAUAUGGAGGUUCCCAGGCUAGGGGUCAAACCGGAGCUAUAGCUGCCAGCCUACUCCCCACAGCAAUGUGGGAUCCAAGCCGCACCUGCGACCUACACCUCAGGUCACUGCCAAGCUGGCCCCUUAACCCACUGAGCGAGGCCAGGGAUCGAACCUGCAACCUCAUGGUUAUUGGUCAGGUUCAUUUCUGCUGUGCCACAAUGGGAACCCCAAAGUCAUUUUAACUUUUAUGUACUUUGACCCACUCACUCUCCUUUAAGUAUUUGAUGUUAGGAGAAUGUUGAAAUAAACCAUAGCAUAUCCAAAUCAUGGAAUCUUACUCUGCCAUUAAAAUUAUGUUUACAAAGAGGAUUUUUAUAGAUAAGAGAAAAAUAACUUCAAUAUAGUGUUACAUUGAGAAAGCUGGGUGUAAGACUUUAUAUAUAGUAAUAUCUGAGCUGUAUUCAAAAAUACAUAGGAGUUCCCUUGUGGCACAGCAGGUCCAGGGUCCAGUGUUGUCACUGCAGUGGCUUAGAUCACUGCUGUGGCACAGGUUCAGUCCCUGGCCCAGGAAUUUCCACAUGCUGCAGGUAUGGCCAAAAAAAAUUUAAAAAGUAGGAAGAGACUGAUGAAAUGAAAUAUGCUGAAAUGUUAAUAGUCUUCCCUGGGAUGGGAGUAUAGGCAAUUUAAAGAUUAACUUCUUUAUACAUUUUGUGCUUUCCCCUUUUAUGGUAUAAUGAAUAUCUAUUACUUUUAUGGUAGGAAAAUAAUAAAGUUUAAAUUUCAGCUGUU
Sus scrofa (pig) is the source of this 3214-nucleotide messenger RNA. It is a transcript of the gene CSAD, whose product is annotated as cysteine sulfinic acid decarboxylase. The record is from RefSeq and is a predicted model, not a curated record. Gene Ontology annotation, biological process: taurine biosynthetic process; carboxylic acid metabolic process. Gene Ontology annotation, cellular component: cytoplasm. Gene Ontology annotation, molecular function: pyridoxal phosphate binding; sulfinoalanine decarboxylase activity. Lineage: Eukaryota; Metazoa; Chordata; Mammalia; Artiodactyla; Suidae.